Messenger RNA from Penicillium olsonii, 1092 nucleotides. The record is from the annotation of a GenBank genome assembly. NCBI's taxonomy places the organism in Eukaryota, Fungi, Ascomycota, Eurotiomycetes, Eurotiales, Aspergillaceae.
AUGCCCGCGGCUGUUCUCGACAUGUCAUCUACACCAACCUCACAAAGCGCCAUGGACGCCAACGACAAGAAGCGUAACAAGCUGGGAUAUCAUCGAACCUCCGUUGCCUGUGUGCAUUGUCGACGACGCAAGAUUCGCUGUCUUGUCGCGCCAGAUGACACCGAAGGACGAUGCGAAAACUGCAUCCGAUUGCGAAAGGAUUGUCAAUUCUUCCCCGUCGAUCAACAACCGCCUAUUGAGAAGAAAUCCCGCCCAAGCUCAAGAUUGGAGACCCCGUCUACCGAGCGUUCGGCCACUACACCAAUUGCUUCAUCCCCAAAUAACCUGGUCCCCGAGACCGCCGACACCUUCUAUUCAUACCCAGCCAUGGCCAUGGAUACCCCCACCGCUCCGGACAUGUCAACGUAUAAUGUUGGCAUGGUGCAAACUAACAUGAGUCUAACACCUGACCGACCAAUGGGACCUGGAGACUUCACUGGACAUCAACCGAUGGAUCCAGGAGUCGCAUGGGACGAAUUUACGACAAUAUCAGACCCCCAAUUAUUGAAUACCAUGACCAACGGAAAGGGCGCCAUGAUGAAUAUGUCUCCCAAUAUGUGGACCGGAGGCAACAUGCCCUCUGGACUCCCACCACCCUCACCGAUAUCCGCCGCAUCCCCAAUGGGAGCUCAAGCGCAGCCCAUGACCCAGACGCCAACAUACGCCAUGCAACCCGACGGAACCGUUUGGCAGGUCCCUCCUCCACCACCGCGCACAAUGAGCUACCCAGGCCAGGAAAUGGGCCCGUCCUACACCAACCAGUUCCACCCGCAAAUGCCCCCGGAGCUCAAACGCAGAAUGACCACCCCAGCCCAGCCAUUGUCUGCGAAUGCAAUGGGCGCCCCCACCUCCCCCGGCGGCCCCGACAUGACCCCCGGCUCCGUUUCGUACCCACCAGGCAUGAACUAUCCCCAAUGGCAAGAUAUGAAUGCCAUGUCCGGCAUGGGCGUCGUCCCUUACCCCAUGUAUGCCGGCGACGCUGUGCCCCAACAUCCUUACCCUUCCAGCCAUCCGAUGGGACAUCCUGGGGCUUCGGGUCGGUCACCCAAUUGA